This is a messenger RNA of Parnassius mnemosyne (clouded apollo), 966 nucleotides long. NCBI's taxonomy places the organism in Eukaryota, Metazoa, Arthropoda, Insecta, Lepidoptera, Papilionidae. The record is from the annotation of a GenBank genome assembly.
AUGGAGACCUGCUGCGCCAUUACAGCUGCCGAGGACCUUGUGGGCGACCAGAUUGUCCCGGGCGGCAGCCGUUGGGGCGCACCACACACCAGCGGCAUCCUCGAUUCCUGGUUUCAGAUGCAGACAUCUGAGCUAGAGUCGCUGCUCUGCAAGCAAGAGGGUGCUUCUCUUGCGCCCGCCCACAUGGACCUUUUCGACGGUGGACCUUCUUCCCGAGAUGAUGCAUUCCUCCGUCCUGCGCUAUGGGAGGAUAUCGCCUCUUCCAUCAGAAAUAUUGACCCUGAAAAUGCAAAUAUGCUCGCCCCACUUGGAGCUACUCACGUCAAGCUUGAGGCUGAUGAUCCUUUGCUUGAGGAGUGCGCUACACCACUUCUCAGUCCACUCGAAAUUAAGACGGAGAGAUUAUGCGCACCACCAACGUACACACACCCUCAGCCACCUCACCAGCAGCCUCAGCAUCAACCUGCAACUUCCUUCGCUAAAUACCCGCCUUCAAGACUGGUGUACAUGUCCCCAUUAACGCCUCCCGGCUCCGACCAAGGCAGUCCAGGAAACUCCAUGCAGGGCGGCCCACGACGGACGCCCCCGCCGCCCUACCACCCCCCACCUUUGCUCCGAGCGCCUCACGCACCCCACGGGCCCCACUCCGUCAAAUACAACAGGCGGAACAAUCCCGAGCUCGAGAAGAGAAGAGUGCACCAUUGUGACUUCAUUGGAUGCACAAAAGUUUACACCAAGAGUUCACAUCUAAAAGCUCAUCAACGUAUACAUACAGGUGAAAAACCAUACACCUGCCAGUGGCCAGAGUGCGAAUGGAGAUUCGCGCGUUCGGACGAGUUAACGCGUCACUACCGCAAGCACACCGGCGCUAAGCCGUUUAAAUGCGCAGUUUGUGAACGCUCCUUUGCCAGAUCGGAUCACCUCGCGCUGCACAUGAAACGACACCUGCCCAAGUCUUCUAAAUGA